AGCAGCCAGUCAGACUAGCUUGGUCUAGUCCGAAAGGCACGACCUGAGGAAGCCUCUUGGAUGAGAGGCGACGCGUCUUCACGGAUAUAAACCAAGUCCAGUUGCACUCGAUUCAGCUCCGUUGGAGAAGAAGAGUCGUUCGGGCGCGACUACUUGCUGGCGGAAACGUCCGAGUGGACGAGAGCGCCCGAGUGCGACACACCGGCGGAGGAGGUGGAUGAGGAGGAGUGCGGGUUCGCCGAGCUAGAACGACAUGGGGAAGUUAAUGUUUAUCUCGCUUUUCGUCGCUGCUCUGUCGGCUCUGUUUGGAGAGAGAAUAAUAAAUUUAAGGAGUCGGACCCUCGCCUCCAGAGAACUCGCGCAGAAUCACCUCCCCGACUGCGCUCUGCUCAGAAAUCUCGAGUAUGGCUCCGAGGAUAUAACCAUACUUCCCAAUGGACUUGCCCUCAUCAGCACUGGCUUGAAGUACCCGGGGGUGCCCUCCUUCUCGGACGGUCCAGGGAAAAUGUUCUCCCUCGACCUGCAAGACUCCAGGAUGAAACCCGUCGAGCUGCGAAUGACAAGGAACUUCGAUCUGGACUCGUUCAAUCCCCACGGCAUCAGUGUUUACACAGAUGAGAAUGAUAACGCCAUAUACCUUUUCGUUGUCAAUCACCCUCAACAUGAAAGCCAAGUUGAGCUCUUCAGAUUUAUCGAGGACGAACACUCACUUUUGCAUUUGAAAACCAUCAAGCAUGAACUCCUCCACAGUGUGAAUGACAUCGUGGCAGUGGGGGUGGAGAGCUUCUACGCGACCAAUGAUCACUUCUUUACCAACGCAGUCCUGAAGCAGGUGGAGCCUCUUCUUGGUCAGCCCUGGUGCAAUGUUGUGUACUACAGUCCUGAAGACGUGAAAGAAGUCUCUGUGGGUUAUUAUUUUGCCAAUGGCAUCAAUAUCUCACCAGACAAGAGUCAUCUGUAUGUUGUGGAUAUAUUAGACCACAAAGUACAUGUUUUGGAGAGAAAGGAGAGCAAUGCUUUGGUCCCUGUGAAGGCUGUCGCUGUCGGUUCGCUUUGUGACAACGUUGAAAUCGACGCCGACACUGGUGACCUGUGGCUAGGCUGUCACCCCAAUGGAUGGAAAGCUGUGCUGAACGACCCUGCGGUUCCACCUGGCUCAGAGGUUAUCCGGAUCCAGAACAUUCACUCUGAGCUCCCCGUGGUGACCCAGGUGUACGCCGACAACGGUAGUGUGAUCAUUGGAUCUUCGGUGGCCGCUCGCUACAAGGGAAAGCUGCUCAUCGGCACAGUCUACCAUAAAGCCAUGUGCUGUGAUUUGGAGUAGUCGGUUUCUCUGAUUACCAGGCAAGCAGGAGAAUAAACCCCAAACCAUCUAACGCUAAUCGAGGCUUCGUUUGACAAGGAAGUUUGUCCAAGCACUGGCCAUGAGGCACCGUCAACACAGUGAGCAAAAGACGAGUUGGAAAUAUCCAGGAAAAGGGUUGCUUUUGUUUGAUUAAAAAAAUAAAAAUUUCUA
This is a messenger RNA of Lampris incognitus (smalleye Pacific opah), 1516 nucleotides long. Its product is annotated as serum paraoxonase/arylesterase 2-like. The record is from RefSeq and is a predicted model, not a curated record. The transcript is spliced from 9 exons. Bases 254 to 1324 code for a protein of 356 amino acids. Gene Ontology annotation, molecular function: arylesterase activity. NCBI's taxonomy places the organism in Eukaryota, Metazoa, Chordata, Actinopteri, Lampriformes, Lampridae.